UCCACAGGAAAAGCAGAAUGUCCCACUGGAUCAUCAAAAUCAGGUCACCACAAAGGACAAGAGCAAGUGGAUAUAAGGUUCAGUUUCCAGAAGCAAUGACAGGCUUUUUACCAUACAAUAAUGUAAGAACUGGAGGUGAUGAGCACAGCGUCCUCUCCAGGAUAGGAUCAGGAAAGUUCUGGUGGAACGACGAGUGAGCUCAAAAAACCCGGAUCAGUGUCCGCGAAUGGUGAAAACGGGAUGAGAGUAUACCAUAAGAAUCUUCAUUUAUCUUCCUCUGAUAAAGCAGAAAAUAACAAUACCACACAAGCUAAUUCAAUUGCUCCUAAUGUACCCUCAGUCCUUCACAGUGGAGAUCUAUCCACCGAUACCGCUGGUCACAAGAAACCUUCAUCUAAUCAAUCAAUGACUGGCAAAACAAGAACUAAACAGAAGCGUGGAAAAAUAUUUUCACAUGGGAAACCUUUUAAAAAGAAAUCAAAUUUUUCUUUACAUGAGAGAAAUUUCAGAGAUAAAAGGUCAUUUCCAUGCUCUGAAUGUGGAAAAUCUUUUACCAGGAAAUUCAUUCUAGUUGGACAUCGGAGAAUUCACACAGGGGAGAAGCCGUAUUCAUGUUCAGAAUGUGGGAAAUGUUUUAUUCAGAAAUCUGAUCUUGUGACACAUUUAAGAAUUCAUACAGGGGAUGAGCCAUUUUCAUGUCCUGAAUGUGGUAAAUGUUUUCGUGUGAAAUUAAAUCUUGUGAGACAUCUAAACAUCCACUUAGGGGUGAAGCCAUUUUCAUGUUCUGAAUGUGGGAAAUGUUUUAGUCUGAAAUCACAUCUUGUGACACAUCUAAACAUCCACUUAGGGAAGAAGCCAUUUUCAUGUUCAGAAUGUCAGAAAUGUUUUAGUCAGAAAGCUGUUCUUGUGAGCCAUCAGAGAAUUCACACAGGAGAGAAGCCGUUUCAGUGUCCUGAAUGUGGGAAGUGUUUUCGUGUGAAAUCAAUCCUUGCAGCACAUCAAAGAAUUCACACAGGAGAGAAACCGUUUCUUUGUCCUGAAUGUGGAAAGCGUUUUUGUAAUAAAUCAGAGCUUCUUUUACAUCAAAGAAUUCACACAGGAGAGAAGCCAUUUUCAUGCUCAGAAUGUGGGAAAUGUUUUAGUCAGAAAUCAAGUUUAGUUAAGCAUCAGAGAAGUCACACAGGGGAGAAGCCAUUUUCAUGUAUUGAAUGUGGAAAGUGUUUUAGUUAUAAAUCAGAGCUUGUUCCACAUCAAAGAAUUCACACAGGAGAGAAGCCAUUUUCAUGCUCAGAAUGUGGGAAAUGUUGUAGUCAGAAAUCAGGUUUAAUUAAGCAUCAGAGAACUCACACAGGGGAGAAGCCAUUUUCAUGUAUUGAAUGUGGAAAGUGUUUUAGUGAUAAAUCUGGUCUUGUGAAACAUCAAAGAAUCCACUUAAAAGAGAAGACAUUUUCAUGCUCAGAAUGUGGGAAAUGUUUUAGUUAUAAAUCUGGUCUUGUGAAACAUCAAAGAAUCCACUUAAAACAGAAGACAUUUUCAUGCUCAGAAUGUGGGAUAUGUUUUUUCCUUCAAUCAAGUUUAACUCGGCAUCAGAGAGCUCACACAGAGGAGAAGUCUGACCUGUCUUCAAGAUAAGUCAUCAAUAUCAGAUUGGGGUUGUUUCAAAACUCGAGAGCCCCACUGGGGGGCCUCCUUGCAGCUUACAAGGCACAAUGCUUUCCAGUGCUCGGUAUGGCAGCUCAGUCUUAUUCACUUCAAUAUCACUGAGCUGCUUCUAGGCCAUAUUAACGAUGAAUGAGACUACAGAAUACAGUUCAAACUCUUCACCCUCACCCACAAAGCUCUCCACAGUGCUGCACCUCCAUUUAUCUCCUCCCUCAUCUCCAUCUACCACCCUACUCGUGCUCUCCGUUCUGUUAGCGACCUAAGAUUAAUAACCUCCAUAAUUCUUACCUCUCACUCCCGUCUUCAAGACUUUUCUCGAGCUACACCUACCAUACUCUUCCCUGGAAUACUAGGUAAAUUCACAACUUCUCCACCUUCAAACGUGCCUUAAAAACACAUCUUUUCAGACAGGCUUAUCAAGCUACCUCAAAUGACUUUUCCCAGACUAAACCUUUCCCCCACC
Bufo bufo (common toad) is the source of this 2125-nucleotide messenger RNA. Its product is annotated as gastrula zinc finger protein XlCGF57.1-like. The record is from RefSeq and is a predicted model, not a curated record. Gene Ontology annotation, cellular component: nucleus. Lineage: Eukaryota; Metazoa; Chordata; Amphibia; Anura; Bufonidae. The transcript is spliced from 4 exons. Gene Ontology annotation, biological process: regulation of transcription by RNA polymerase II. Gene Ontology annotation, molecular function: DNA-binding transcription activator activity, RNA polymerase II-specific; RNA polymerase II cis-regulatory region sequence-specific DNA binding. Bases 241 to 1632 code for a protein of 463 amino acids.